AUGGUGAUGUGGUUUGGGGGGUUGGGGGUGGGGUGUGGGGGGUGGGGGGGGGGGGGGGGUGGUGGGGGGGGGGUUUAUGGUGGUGUGGUGGGGGGUUGGGGGGGGUGGGUGUGUGUGUUUUUGUUAUGGUUGGGGGGUUUUUUUGUUUGUUAUGUUUGUUUGUAUUUUGUUUUGGGGUGUUUUGUUUUGUGGGGGUUUGUUGUUGUGGGGUGUGGUGGUUGUUGUGGGUGUGUUUUGGUUUGUGGUGUGUUUGUGGUGUUUGUGGUUGGUUUUUGGUUGGUGGGGGGGGGGUGUUGGUUUGGUGUUGUUGGGGUAUUUUUGGAGUGUGGUUGGGGUUAUUGUAGUAUUGUGGUUGUUUGGGGUUUUGGUGUUGGGUUUGGGGUUGUUUUGGAGGGGGGGUGUGGUUGUUUUGUGGGGGUGGGGUGUUUGGUUGUGGGUGGUGUGGGGUUAGGUGGGGUUGUGUUGUUUGGGGGUGUUGGGUGGGGGUUGUUGUGUGGGGGUGUGGUGUGGGGGGGUGUGUUGGUUGGGUUUUUGGUGGGGUUUGUUGGGGGGGGUGGUGUGGGUUUGGGUUUUGUGGGGUGUGUUGGGGGUUGGGGGGUGGUGGGUUGGUGGGUUUUUUGGGUUGUGGGGGGUGGUUGGGUGGUGGGUUUGUUUGUGUUGGGGUUGGGUAUGUUUUUGUUUGUGGGGGGGUUUGUUUGUUUUUUGGUUGGUGGUUUGUUUGGUUUUGGGGGGGUUUUUUGUUUUGGGGGGGGUGGUGUUGGGGUUGAUUUUUGUGUUUGGGUGUUAGGUUUUUGUGGUUUUUGUGGUUUGUGGGUGGGGGUGGUUGGUGUGGGGGGUGGGGUGUUUUUUGUUGGGUUUUGUGGUUUAAAGGAGUGUUGUAGGGUUUUUUUUGUUGGUGUUUGUGGGGGUGUUUUGUUUUUGGUUGGGUUUUUUUUGGGUGUUUGUUGGGUGUUUUGGUUGUUUGGGGUGGGUUUUUUUUGGUGGUUUGUUGUAUUGGGUUGUGGGGGGGGGGUAUUUUUUUUGUUGUUUUUUUGGGUGGUGUUGUGUUUGGGUGUUGUUGGGUUGGUGGUUUUUUGGGGUGUGUUUGUGAUGGGUGUGUUGUUGGUUUGUUUUUGUGAUUUGUGGGUUGUGUUGUGGUGUGGGGUUUGGUUUUUGGGGGUUUGUUGUUUGGUUGUUGUUGGUUGUGUGGUUGGUUGUUGGGGUUUUUGUUUGUUUUUUGUUUUAGUGUUUUUGGUGUUUGGUGUUUUUGGGUUUGUGUUGUUUUUUUGGUUUGUGGGUUGUGUGUUUGAUGGUGUUUUUGGGUGGGGUUGGUUUUUUUGUGUUGAUGUGGGGGGGGUUGUUUUGUGGUUGGGGUGGGUUGGGAUGUGUGUGGUAUUUGGGGGGAUGUGGGGUGGGGUUGUUGUGUAUUGUUUGUUUGUUGUUGGGUGGGGGUUGGGGUUUGGUUUGUGUGGGUUUUAUGUAUGGGGGGUUUGGUUUGUUGGUUGGGUGGUGUGUUGGGGUUGGGGUUGGUAG
Molecule: messenger RNA, 1512 nt
Organism: Knipowitschia caucasica
Lineage: Eukaryota; Metazoa; Chordata; Actinopteri; Gobiiformes; Gobiidae
Source: the annotation of a GenBank genome assembly